AUGCGAAGACGUGCAGGUGUUGGGGCCAUUCAGAAGCAGCGUCUGGAGGCGGAAAAGUAUAAAGACAAGGGAACCGAACUGCAGGACUCACAGUUUGAGCAGAUGGUAAAACAGAUGGAGGCUUUGAAGGAAAAUUUAGAGGAAUUUGCGUCCAAGCAUCGGAACGAAAUCAAGAAGAACCCACAGUUUCGGCGCCAGUUCCAGGAGAUGUGUGCGGCCAUCGGGGUGGAUCCUCUGGCGUCGGCCAAAGGCUUUUGGAGCGUACUCGGUAUGGGCGAUUUCUUCUACGAGCUCAGCGUCCAGGUGGUGGAAGUUUGCCUGGCACACAACCACGUAACAGGCGGUCUUAUGGACUUGGACGAACUGCGGAAUCGGUUGGUAGCAGCUAGGGGUAAAAGUCAAAUCCAUCAGGAAAUCACCACCGAGGACAUACUGAUGGCAACGAAGAAGCUGAAGAUAUUCGGCAACGGUUUCACCGUGUACUCGGUCGGGAAGAAUCGCUACAUGGUGCAGUCAAUACCCGGUGAACUCAGCCUUCAGGAAACAACAGUUCUUAGCGUAGCCUCGAAUCAAGGCCAAGGAUUCGUAACGGUUGCGUCACUCAUGAACGAUUUAGGGUGGACACAAGCAAGAGCGGAACAAGCAGUAGAGAAAAUUCUCGGCGAAGGUAUGGCCUGGCUAGAUACACAAGGCGAAGAGAAAUCGUACUGGUUUCCUAGUUUGUUCCCGGGACGUUUAACGACGAAAACUUGA
Molecule: messenger RNA, 753 nt
Organism: Anopheles marshallii
Lineage: Eukaryota; Metazoa; Arthropoda; Insecta; Diptera; Culicidae
Gene: lsn
Product: vacuolar-sorting protein SNF8
Exons: 3
Coding region: 1-753 (250 amino acids)
Biological process (GO): protein transport to vacuole involved in ubiquitin-dependent protein catabolic process via the multivesicular body sorting pathway
Cellular component (GO): ESCRT II complex
Source: RefSeq, a predicted model, not a curated record